AUGCUGGGCCUGGUUGUGGGGAGCCUGGGGGUGCUGAGCUUGAGCGUGCGGAGCCUGGGGUUGCUGAGUUUGAGGGUGCGGCGCGUGGGGAUAGUGAGGCCGCAGGUCCUUCGGGUGUCUUGUUACGAGGGGAGUCUCUCUCUCCACUACAGCUGCGCGAGUGGUUUGCUCAGCGCUGGAGCCUCCGGAGUGGUGCUGCUGGAGCUGGAGCUGCUGGAGGUGAGGGAGCCGCUAGUUUGCGAGGUGCUCGUUCUGGAGGUACUGGAGCUAGAGGUGCUGCUAGAGCUGGAGCUGCUGGAGGUGCUGGAGCCGCUGGUCUCGGAGGUGCUCGUACUGGAGGUACUAGAGUUACUGCAGCUUGGGGUGUUGUUGGAGCUGGAGCUGCUAGAGCUGCUGGAGCUGGGGAUGCUGCUGGAGCUGGAGCUGCUGGAGCAGGGGGUGCUGCUGGAGCAGGAGGUGCUCGAGAUACAGGAGCUGGUGGAGAUACUGGAGCUGCUGGAGACCCUAGAGCUGGAGGUGCUGGCCCUUGGGGUGCUGGUGCUGUUGGAGCUGGUUCUGGAGGCGCUAUGCGACCGCGACCGUACUUUUCAUUCUGUUCCACGUCAGUGUCCUCUUCCUGUCCCCGGCACGCACCAAAUGGCACUUCGUCCUUCCUCUGUUUCACUGCCUGUCCCUCUGCCGUCUCCUCCGGCAUCCUCUCUUGCUGACGAAUUGGACCCUGAGUCCGGCUCACUUUGUGCUGCUAGUCCUACUCUCACACAUGUUCUAGCCACUGUUGUCAUUGACCAUUUCUUUGACUCCACUACUGCGUUUGCCCUAGUUGCUGAGCUUGUUGACUUUGCUACCGCCUAUCGCCUAGACUACGCUGCUACUCUUGUUGCUGAGUCUGAAUCUGUCUGUCCUCCGUCCGUCAGGGUUGCUGCUCAGCGUGACUACGAGCUUCACUCUCUUGACUUCAGCACUGCUUUCCUACAGGGCAGCCUGCACGAGGAGAUCUGGCUGCGCUGCCCACCUGGCUUUACUGUCUCAUUUCUUGCAGGUACCCAGUGGAGCCUCCGACGGCCAAUCUACGGUCUCCGCCACGCGCCUUGCGAGUGGCACGACACACUGAAGAUGUCGCUUGUGGCUCUUGGGUUGGCUCCUUCGACUGCUGACCCGUCGCUCUUUCUGCGCACCGACACUUCGUUACCGCCGUUCUACAUCCUAGUGUACGUCGACGACUUGGUCUUUGCCACUGCUGACAGUGCUGGAAUAGCCCACGUGAAGUCGGAGCUGCAGUAG
Closterium sp. NIES-65 is the source of this 1281-nucleotide messenger RNA. The record is from the annotation of a GenBank genome assembly. NCBI's taxonomy places the organism in Eukaryota, Viridiplantae, Streptophyta, Zygnematophyceae, Desmidiales, Closteriaceae.